AAUGGAAGAGAAGAAAAUGCGAUUGAUUUGGGAUCAUCUUAGGGUUUUCUUCUCUUCUCUCCAAUCAAUGGCGAUACCUCCAGGACUUUACUCCGGCACCAGCUCCCUUGCUCUCGUGGCUCGUGCUUCGGCGUUUAGCGUGGGUCUCCUCUACGGGAGCAUGAAGCUCAAGGUCUUGAAGAUGACAAAGAAGCCACACAAGGUUGAAGCUACUGCUCAUCACUAAACCAUUGUUCUGUCUUUACAAUAAGAAACCAAACGCUUGGGGCGGGGAUGUCUUCCCGCCCUGGUUAGCAAUUUUUUUUUUGUAUGAUUCAUCUUUCAUCAUGAAAAAGGAACUAAUAUACUUCAUAGAUCAUUAAUAAAUUAUUUUCUCAAAUGUCUCAA
Brassica oleracea var. oleracea is the source of this 387-nucleotide messenger RNA. RefSeq lists its product as uncharacterized. Lineage: Eukaryota; Viridiplantae; Streptophyta; Magnoliopsida; Brassicales; Brassicaceae. The record is from RefSeq and is a predicted model, not a curated record. Bases 2 to 226 code for a protein of 74 amino acids. The transcript is spliced from 3 exons.